GUUAGCGGAACGGUGGGGGGGGGGAUUGACUCAGUGAAGAAAAGAAAUGGCGAUGCUCGGAGGGUUUAGCGCAGCACAGCACAAGAAAAGCGUCUCUGACGGCAGCAGCGAUGUGUCAGAAUUCGUCUGUCCGGUUUGCCUCGAAAUUUUCGAGAGUCCCGUAACAACACAAUGCGGCCAUACGUUCUGCCAGAGUUGUUUGCAGGAGUGUUUGCGUCCACAGAAGCCUGUUUGUGCUGUAUGUCGGGCCGGGCUUGGCCACUGGACUAAAGCUGCUGAACUUGAGGCCCUCAUCCAAUCAUCUGUGGCAUCUUGUAAGGGAUGUGGAGCUCAGGUUGGCCUUUCUCAGAUGAGAAGCCACACAGCUGCUUGUUCAAAAUACCAGGAGUAUAUUGAGGAGGGAGUGAGGACCACUGCCCAGAGCCAGCCUGCCAUCAUCAGUCCAGUGCCAAAUCGCUACACCUUCACCUGCCCAUACUGCAACUGCCAGAACCUCGAUCAAGACGGCCUAGUGGAACAUUGCACCACCCAUCAUGCUCGAGAUGCACGCCAAGUGGUGUGCCCCAUCUGUGCCUCAAUGCCUUGGGGGGACCCUAACUACAGGAGUGCAGACUUUUUCCAGCACCUGAAGAUCAGACACACCUUCUCUUAUGAUACAUUUGUUGAUUACUCCACAGAUGAACACACAAUGAUCCAGGAGGCUCUACAGCGCUCCCUUUUGGACAACUGAAGUGUGAAAAACAAUCCACCAGAGGAGGAGAGAUGGUGAUGUGAAGGGGAGAUGGUGAUGUGAAGUCUUGAGAAGACAGAACAACACACUGUAUCAUCAUUCAUCUAUCAUGAGGAUGGUGGUACUGUAUUAUUAUGGGUAAUCAGUUUCACAGGGAAUUGGUCUUGUUACUAUGAAUCUAUAGGUUUAUUAUUCAGAAAAUAAAUGACACAAUAUGGUUAAAAAAACAUAUUGUACUGUCUGAUUUAGGAGUGAUACUGUGUUUCUGGUGUAAUAAUCUUUUAUCCUCCCCCCAGUCGAGUCUGUAGACUUAAUAGUUUGUUGAAUAUCUAUUAAACUAUGUUUGUUAAAUCGGUUUUUCAUGGAUGACAUGGUGUUAUACAGCCAAAAACUUCCAAAGUUGUAAUUAAAUUUCCCUGUUGUCAAUACUUGAUGUUAUAAAAGGGUUUGACCACUAGGUGGCUAACUAUUGCCAGCAAACGACAAACUUCACCCUGUGAAGUCGUCAAGUAAUUACCAAUAAUAUAAAGGAAUCAAGUCAAGAGUGACUCUGCAUGUUCUCCCUCAAAGUGGAGAGGGAGUUUUUGUUUUUGAGUUUAUUACCAGAUGGAAGCUGUCUUUUUUUAUGCUGUUUCUGGGUCAAGUGUGUGUGUGAGAGAGAGUGUGUGUGUUUAUUUCUGUUUUCAGAGAUCUACUGGAAAGAAUAAAUAAUAUGAGGGUCAAACAAAGCCAGAGAGGGCUGUUUGCUUUAUUGUAAUGUUUCUCCCUUAUGUCUUUGUGCCUGCUGGUAGAUCUUGUUUCUGACUUCCAAAACUCAUAGGGCUAAAAGUUCAUCCAGUGAACCAAAAGAUGCAAGUAGGACAUCAUCAGUGUGUCAUAAUCCGUCAGCUGAUGUUUUUGUUUUGUUUUGUUUGUGAGCAUUUAAUUGCAUGUUAUGGCCACAGGGGGGCAGUAUAGUUCCACCGUCCUUUGGCUUUGUUGCAAGACAUAAUUCAACACAGAUUUCGUUCUAUAAAUGUGUUCUACUUCAACGUGUUGUUCUCCAGCUUAGCAUUUAAACUGGGGUUUGUUUAAAUGCAGCAUACAAAAAUGUCACUGAUCUGUAGAAACGGAGGUUUUAUGGGGGUUAUUUGUUCUAGUUUUAACAGAAUAGCCGCAACUUUGCUUGUCGAUGGUUGAUGAUGUGACAUGACUCAAGAUUUUAAAUGUAACUUAAUGUUGUGUGUUUUUUCAUGGCCAGUGUCACCAGUCAUCACAAAAAAACUCCAGUUUUGCUGCCUUUCAUAUUUCUUAACAUCACUGCCAACAGUUAUGAAAAAAAAAAAACAAGAGUUAUUAUUUGCAUGCUUCCAAAA
Chelmon rostratus (copperband butterflyfish) is the source of this 2085-nucleotide messenger RNA. It is a transcript of the gene rnf114, whose product is annotated as ring finger protein 114. The coding region runs from base 47 to 730 and encodes 227 amino acids. The record is from RefSeq and is a predicted model, not a curated record. The transcript is spliced from 6 exons. Gene Ontology annotation, molecular function: metal ion binding; ubiquitin protein ligase activity. NCBI's taxonomy places the organism in Eukaryota, Metazoa, Chordata, Actinopteri, Chaetodontiformes, Chaetodontidae. Gene Ontology annotation, biological process: protein polyubiquitination; ubiquitin-dependent protein catabolic process.